UGCCAUGCAUGCAUGCAUAAAAUUAAGAAACUAAGUACCAAAUAUACUUCAUGUAGAAUUAUUGUGGUUGUUGGAAAUAGAAUCUAUGUAAAAAAGGAAACAAAAAAUCGGAAGCAGAAUCUACUACUCAAGUUGAUGGUUCUCAUUCCAAAAAUAAAAAUAUUGGUCAUGCUGCCUAAGAUACAAAAUAAUACCUAAAAAUAGAUAAUCAAUAUUCGUCUAUAUAUAUAUAUACUGAAUUACUAUCAUCAAUCAAAUUAAAUACGUACUCGAAAAAAAGUAGAAAAUAUCGAAAAAAAAGAGAGGAGAAAAGAUCGAAGAGAUGGCGGGAGAGGGAGAUGAAGAAGCUGGUUGGGAGCGUCCACAGAUGGUUGCCGAAGCAGAAGUUGGAGGACGAGCCAUCUGCUUACUUAGUUUGCUGCAGGUGAUUGUGGUAUGUGUGACAAUGAGUGUGGAGAUCGCACUGAUAAUGGGAGUAGGUGGGCCGAAGCAUCGAACAAGUUUGUUGUGGGUGUCGCCGUUCACAUCGAUUAUCUCGGUGUGUUUGGUUUUGUGUCGAUAUUGUGUUGACAAUAACCCGAUGAUGACGUGGUUUGUUUAUGCUAUGACGGUUGGUUUCUCUGUGCUGCACAUAGGAAGCAGCACGUUCCACUUGCUGAAGGCGCUCAACGGUUGGAAAUUGAAGAAUUUUUUAAUCAACUAUCCGCUUAUUUACGCCGUAUGCAUCUUGGUUUUUGUCAUUAUCCACAUGUCUUAUUUGGUAGAAGACAUGAGCUAGGAUUAUUAACUCAACGAUCGGCCAUCUGUUGUUAUGCGUGCUGCCGUUAUUUUUCGUUUUCACUUUUCAAUUUC
Messenger RNA from Erythranthe guttata (spotted monkey flower), 852 nucleotides. NCBI's taxonomy places the organism in Eukaryota, Viridiplantae, Streptophyta, Magnoliopsida, Lamiales, Phrymaceae. The record is from RefSeq and is a predicted model, not a curated record.